Perkinsus marinus ATCC 50983 is the source of this 1560-nucleotide messenger RNA. RefSeq lists its product as hypothetical. Bases 1 to 1560 code for a protein of 519 amino acids. The record is from RefSeq and is a predicted model, not a curated record. Gene Ontology annotation, molecular function: calcium ion binding. Lineage: Eukaryota; Perkinsozoa; Perkinsida; Perkinsidae. The transcript has a single exon.
AUGGAGGAAGAGGAGAUGCUUACGAACUCUAAACUAGAGGACGUCUUGAAGGUUGACUCGCUUGUGGAAGUAGCCAAGAUCCAUUCGGGUCUACGUAGAGUUGAUGCUACUGAAGCUGACCUUGUCCGUACUCUGGGUAUCACAGCAGAAGUAGCUGAGCAAUGCAUGGACUCUCUCACUAGGGACAGGAAGGGCUCGAGAACGGGGAGGGUAGCUAGUGAUGAGCUCAUUGCUGGCUUGGCAUGGUAUUGUGGUAAUGCGAAGGUAAGCGAGAGGUUAACCUUCUUGGAGGAAGCCAACAUUCCCCCUGUUGCUGUGGUCAUUGGAGUUGCUCGAGUUGGCGGGUUUUCAUACAUACCCACUUAUAACGGACUAACCUCCUCUGCCACUCCUACAGAUGCUGCCUACGCAGCUAGGGUGAGGGUUGGUCUCAAGGCCUUGGGGGUAGACAUUGCCCAGGAGGAUGAGGACAAUAGCGCAAAUGAUAGUGAUCCGCCGGAGUGGAUGAAUACACUACGGGAGGGGCCAGGGGCUCGUAGGGCCUACAUACCUCGUCAGCCUCUGAGGGAGGUCACUGCAUUAAGCCCUCUGGCGAAUCGAAGGUUCAAGUUGGAGGGUAUCGGAGAUCAUACCUCCUCUUGCGAUGGACCCAACAUGACCACGGACCAGGUGGAAGAGCUACAAUACGUCUUCCUACUGUUGGACACUGACAAUACCGGCUACAUCAAGGUAGAUGAUCUCAUUGAUAUACUAGGAAAAAUUGGGAGGGGCGUCAACACUGAGAUCUUAUCCCGGGCCUAUGAAAGCUCUCAUUCUGCAGAGGAACGUCUGAUCACAUUGAGUGAUAUUCUAAGGAUACUCUCACCGAAUUGUUCACACCCUGUGAUUGAGGGGAUCAUACAUGAGCAUGGUGGAGUAGGGGAGGAGGCGGCAGUGUUGGUUACCUAUGGCCAAUCUAGGAGUUCCUCCUCCACCUCGGGUCGGAAGUCAACACCACAGCGACCUGGCACAGAUAGUGGAGGAACAGGUGAGUCUGUAACUAGUAGAGUCGGGACUGUACACCAGAGUCCACGAGACAAUGCACAGCAAGAGGCAGUGGAGGCAGUAGAGAUAUCUUUGGAGAGGCUCAUGGAGCUGAGGAGGUUAUUCGAUUGUAUGAUAGAUUACGAAGGGAAGGGGGUUGUAGAUCUUAGACGAUUGAGGGAAUACUUCUCGACCGCUCUCAAUGACCCUGAUGAUCUAGAUAGAGUACUCAUAGGGCAGAAGGGUGAGAGGGUCCUUGAGGAGGAUGCAAGUGAUGUACUCUACACUAGAGAUGACUUCAUCCGCAUGAUACUACCAGAAGGGCUGGUCCCCUGUGCCUAUCCUACCCCUAGAUCUGUACGUGCAUCUAGCAAUGAGCUAUGGAGAUCUCGACAUGCACGCAGGCUCGAGUCGGCCUCAAAUGUGCCUACCUCACUGAAAGCCUCCAACGAUGAACAGCAACAGGAUAGCCCACAAGUGAGUGAACCUCUACUCCAUUCAGGUUGGCCACUUCUCGCCUUCGUUGCAGGUGGGUGA